Messenger RNA from Cooperia oncophora, 324 nucleotides. NCBI's taxonomy places the organism in Eukaryota, Metazoa, Nematoda, Chromadorea, Rhabditida, Trichostrongylidae. The record is from the annotation of a GenBank genome assembly.
AUGACCAUUGCUGGUGCAACGUUCCGGCGAUGUGUGCGAUAUCGCUUUUUGGAUUCAGCGAAGAAGAAGCUUGCAUAUGACGUCUUAACAUUUUCUGCAACAAAGAUCGCUUUGGGAUACACGACGUACGCUUUCGUGACGAUGAACCUGAAUCCUGCCUUUUUUGUUUAUAAACGUGUCUACUUCGUGGUGCACAUCGUCGCAUUCGCGAUUGUUUUUAUACUUCCACAUUUCUGCCCUCCAAAACCACCAGGUGACAAAUCGUCGCCUCGAGGAACCGACAACACUGUACUUCAGCCAUUUGAAGAGAAAAAGGUUAUCUAA